Molecule: messenger RNA, 3938 nt
Organism: Eimeria necatrix
Lineage: Eukaryota; Apicomplexa; Conoidasida; Eucoccidiorida; Eimeriidae
Product: Proteophosphoglycan ppg4, related, related
Exons: 14
Source: RefSeq, a predicted model, not a curated record
UGCCGAAGGCGGUUGGCGUGAAGGGUCUUCCUCCUGUGAAGGCGAAGGCUGGUGAAGCUGCUGGGGAUGUGGAGGUUGGGGAGGGGAAGAGGGGAGAGGCGACGGUUGGGGAAGAAGGAGCGUCAGGGAAGGAGAGUGAGGAUGGCGUGGAGGCAGGCGCUGCGGGGAAGCGGCCACCUGUUUUGAAGGCGGUUGGGGCGAAGGGCGUUCCUCCUGCGGCUCUGCCGAAGGCGGUUGGCGUGAAGGGUCUUCCUCCUGUGAAGGCGAAGGCUGGUGAAGCUGGGGGGAAUGUGGAGGUUGCUGAUGUGCUGUUGUUUUUUGGUAUUCCAGUUUUAAUUUCAGGAGAACCACUGAAAUCUGUUGGCCUAGACCUUCUCAACGAGCUUUCACACUCACCCAAUUCAUCUGCACGAUUUUGCGAAAGAAAGGAGCAGAACAGUAGAUUUGUUGCUGGAGGGACAUUGGGACCGAAAAACCUUGUGAAGCUGUCUGCAGCUUUACUGUCGAGAGCCUCGAACGUUCAGGCGAAAAGCAAAGUGCUUCCCCAAACGAGCGACGGUAAUGCUCCAGUUCAAACCAUGAGAACGCUUCCGAGUAAAGUAAACCAAAAAGGUGAAUUGCCUAUCAAUCCAAGACUUGUCACAUCCCGGGUCGAUGCAAGUGCGAACCAAAACACCCCCAGAGAGUGGGUUUUCACUUCUACUGCAUUCGACACUGAGCUUAUGGCAUGUCAGACCCCGGAUUAUAUUCUGACAGGCAGCAUAUUCUACAGCUUGGGUCCAAAGGCGGCUAUCCAGUGUAUAUCUGGCCUUCUCACAACCCCGCAAACGCAACGUCCUUCAGAAGUAAAGAAGCAUAUCAACACACCCUCUGGUUUUGAGAAAAUAAAGGGGUUGUACGACUCUCCAACAGAUCUUAUACCGUGGGACAGCAGCCUCAGGACUUCGGCGAGCACUAGCUGCACACAGAUUUGCAAGCUUCCACCGGCGCAGUAUGCCACAGCUGUAACCGUGUGGAGCGAGCUGGUGCUUUAUCAGAAGAGCCAAGUUAUUGUGGUUGUUGAGUCUCACAACAAAAGCAUAGCCCGAAUUGUGCCCUCUUUAUUGGCUGGAUUCGCAUACCUUUCUGGGUUCACCAUCAACGAGCAGAUGCGCUUUAUCAAAAGCGUCAGCAGAAUAUAUGAUGCUCUAGCUUUGUGGACCACGGUCGUGUCGCCUGGGAAAGGCGAAAAGUGUGUGUGCCAGUGGAGGUGGAUCAUUGGGUUUAACCCCAAUGGCCAAGCGCGGGAUAUAUCUCUCUCGGGAUGCCUUUUAAGUGAAGCGCCUUCUGCAGAAGAAGGCGUUUUAAAAAUCGUUGCUCUAUGUGUAGAAAGCGCUUUAUCCGACAAAUUUAAUCCAGAGAUUCUUGGUAUCACAGGGGUUUCUUCAAAGCAGCUUCAAGAAUCACUGCUGCACAGCGGACAGGUCGAGCAUAAAAAUAAGAACAAAGAGGCUCUGUCAGUUGUCAAAGAGCAGCUGAAAGCAGCUCUAGAAUGCGACUUAGUGGAGGCUGCUUAUACCAUUCGCAUCUGUUUGGCCUACUGGGUUCUCUGUAGAGGAACCUAUCUCAGGUCAGAAGACUUUGAUGCUGCUGAAGUAUUUCUUGGUUCACCGAAAGGAAGACUCCAUUUGCUCUUUGAAAGGUCUCCAGAGUGCCAUGAGGACUUGGUGCGGCAGCUUCGCAACACUCUUUAUGACACCGUCUUCCACUACGUGGUGCAGCUUGGCAACAAAUCUAUACAACGCUCUUUUCAAUCACUUGUACCCCAUGACGCUUACACGAGGCAGAGCAAAGUUCUAAAUGUUGUGAUUGAAGAGUCACCGUUGCACACAAACACCGAAGGGCAACUAUCGUUCACCGGCCUCUCAUGCCAGGCAAUGCAGGUGUUGCAAGUAGCUACUGCGUUCCGCGGCCUCCACAACCUUCAGCGUGUCUUAGAGGCGGACCAUGUGAUUGUGCCGCCGUACUUGAACUCUAUACGGCAAAAGCCUCAUGCUCAGCUGCUGGUGCAGUUCUUGUUCUCGAGAAAUGGAGGCCUUAUACCUUUCCUUGCGCACUCCCCUAUAAAUAUGGAAGACGCUUCACGGUGGUUAACGUGGAUUAGAAAGAAGCCAUUCGCUCAAAAAAUAAUUGAUGAGGCCCCCAACGGCUCUUUAGUCGUUGACUGGCUAGGCCAAUGGUUUACAACGGGCUUAAGAGAGCUCACGAAAGCCUCUUGGAUUGCAAGCGGAUCCACGCUUCAUCUUAUUGAAGGCAUGCUUCGUUCCGCAACGGCGACAAGAAUGUGUAGUCGCAUUCCCUUUUACAGCUCUGCACGUCGAUUACUAAAUGCUGCCAAGGAUUCUCUAGCAUUUGGGCUUCUUGAAAGACCAGUAUUAGUAGUGGACUCAUCAGACACAUGGUUGACAAGGUGGUUGCAUGGAGAAUUAAACAGAGUUGAGGAGUGGCAAAGUUUCGGCUUCCCUGUUGUGGCACGCUUGGAGGACCUGCCAAAAUACUGCCCUCGAUUGUUUGGGGCAACAGCGUUCAAAAGUAAGGAAGAAACAAUGCGCGUGCUUCAGAAAUACGUCGACAACAACGACUUCAUCUCUGGGAGAGACCUUCUCUUCUGCAGAAGUACAGCAUACAACUCCCUCUAUGCAUUUGAAUUAGCGGCCAAGUCUAUUGAGCAAGAACGCGAAUCUAAAAUACAAAGCCUUGGUUUCCAGUGGGAGGCGUUGCAGCUCUGGAAGGCCAAGUUACAGAAUGGGAAGGGGAACCAGAAAACGCAUAAGUCUGGAACGCCGGGCAUUUCACGUUGUGGCAUGUAUCCUCGAUUGACUACGAAGAGCCAGUUGGCCAACAUAGAACCAGCAGCUUCACAGGUGCAGAUUGCUAGUUCUGGAACCGUACAGAGUAGUGGUAGCAGACGGGAAAGUGGGAAAGACAGUACAUCUUGCGAAACAGGCGGCAGUCUUGUUAACGAAAUAGACAGCCAAAGUGCACAUACUCGUGCCUGGCCGUGGUGCGUUGCUCUCCUGAGAGGAGGAAAGCAGCCUGGCAAACCACAGCCUCUCUCCAGCCUCUCCAUGGAUGUUGCCCCAUCUUCUUCUACUUUUCCCCAUCGCGACGCGGUCACUAAAUCUUCUGAAGGACUCACAAAGAGAAAUUUGGCGUGGAGCAGUGCUCCUUUAACUAGGUUUUCCUCUUCUGAAAAGGGUUCAAGCGAAACGCUACACGCGCAUUUCGAAAGGGAAUCGGUAGGUCCUGCACUGGACAUGAAUUCGGAGACGAAAAUCGUUGGUAUCAGAUGCGUCGACGCAUUUUCCAAGUGUCAACCACGAGCCGUGGUACCUCCAAAGAAGCAUCAAGAGUCUGAUGCUAUGGUGCCUUUUGGGAAUUGCGAAGGAGUUACUCUUGAGAAGGAGAAUACGAUGUGCAAGACACUUCAAGAACGGAAACUACGAAGCAAUGCAGCUGACGUUGAUGAGACACCUGCACACUGCGGAAGUAGCCACCUUGAGAGUCUUAGACAGAAUCCUUGUCUUACUCAAGAGGUUGGCAUGAAUCAGCAAAAUUCCAAACCGGAAAUUGGCAAUCUGCCAGCAUCUGUAGCUUUUGCUUGUGACACUGCGGCCACUACUACGUCUUAUUGCACAAAUUCUGGGAGCAAGAGCUCUGUUGCAGCCUUUACAACUAACUCUAGUGUGGCAAGAGGGGCAACAGGACAGACAGAAGUUGACGAGGCGUCCGACACGGACAACACAUCAACAACUGCGAGGAUUCGAGCAAUGUGGCGCACGGAUAAGAAGGACCGAGCAUGGCGAGGGCUGGUGGUUCUACCGAAGACCGGGGAAUCGAACCUCCAAAAUAGCAAGACAAAAACUGAAUGCUCGGCAGAAGGUGAAUAUGCACAUUGA